UGCGACGUCUUGUAGGUUUUGCAGCUCGUAAGCAGCUGCCAUCCAGCAAUGGCCGGGCAUGUCCGAGAGCAAGUCUGCAGAGAACUCCCAGAUGCCAGCGUGCUGAAGCGAUUUGAAGUGGCUAAGCUGCUGGGCAAAGGUGCUUAUGGAAUAGUUUGGAAAGUGAGAGAGAAGGAGACUGGGAGGAUGUUUGCACUGAAGCGGUGCUUCGAUGCCUUCCAGAACUCCACGGAUGCGCAGCGCACUUUCCGGGAGAUUGUUUUUUUACAGGAGCUGAACGGCCAUGAGAACAUUGUUCGUCUGAUGAAUGUGAUGAAGGCUGACAGCAGUCAGGAUCUCUAUGUUAUCUUUGAUUACAUGGAGUCAGACCUGCAGAAGGCAAUUGCUGCCAAUUUGCUGCAGCCAAUUCAUGUAGAAUACGUCACGUAUCAGAUUCUUAAGGCUUUAAAGUACAUUCACUCUGGUGGUGUGCUGCACCGUGAUCUGAAGCCUGCCAACGUUUUGCUGAACUCGAAUUGCCAUGUUCGGGUAUGCGACUUUGGUUUGGCCAGAACGGUCUUGCCUUAUACCGCACAAACUGCGGGGACCCGCCGAGAUUCUCGAAGCUCCGAAUCAGAGGCUCACCCGUUGCUCACGGAUUACGUUGCGACACGCUGGUAUCGGGCACCGGAACUCUUGCUGGGAUCUACCAUCUAUUCUGAGGGGGUCGAUAUGUGGAGCGUGGGCUGCAUACUUGGCGAGAUGGUGGCCGGCAAGCCCAUCCUGCGCGGGAGGUCUACCAUGGACCAACUUCAGAAGGUAGUGGAAUUGACUGGCAAGCCGAGCGAGCAAGACCUACGUCCGAUAACUACGACUUCCCAGUACGCCCGUUCGAUGUUGGAAAAUCUGGGAAACGUUCGACAGAUGCCUUCGUCUGGUGUUUUAUUUCUCCUGAAGCUCCCGCAACAGGCCAAAACAUUGACGCUCAACCUGCUGAAGUUCAAUCCAGAACGAAGGCCUUCGGCGGAGCUGGCCCUGCAGGAUAUAUUUCUGGAGAAGUUCUUCUUGCAGGAAGCAGAGCCUGUGUGCGACAAGGUGAUCCGUAUGCCUAUUGCUGAUGUGACAAAGCUGAAGGCAUCUGACUACCGAGAUCAGAUCUUCACCAUGAUUGGCCAGCGUCGCAGGAUGGCGCAGGAGGAAGCCGCUACUUUGGCGCGACGUGGCGGAAGACAGAGUCUGCGUCGUUCAAGCUCGCGAUAUUCUGAUGCCUCCACAACCAGUGUCCGAGAAGGACCACAGCUGCCGUGGAGCCACGAGGGCGGUGCCGCUGCGCCGCCGUCCAGCCCAAAGUGAGAGCUCUUAGUGCCUGAAGUUGUCAUGAGCUCCAAAGCGAGCUUUUAGCUACCGUGCCAUUCAUGCCCCUCAGUUGUUUGUUCCUUACAGGACAUCCUUAAAGGAUGGCCUGACCACAGGCAGCGACAAUGUUUACAUGUCCCUUGCUACGGGGGCCCGCCAUGCCGUGCCUGUCAGCCA
This is a messenger RNA of Effrenium voratum, 1512 nucleotides long. Lineage: Eukaryota; Dinophyceae; Suessiales; Symbiodiniaceae. The record is from the annotation of a GenBank genome assembly.